AUGGGCGUCCCAGCUGGCAUCCCACCACCGGGUGUCAUGAACCAAGGAGUGGCCCCUAUGGUAGGGACUCCAGCUCCAGGUGGAAGUCCUUAUGGACAACAGGUGGGAGUUUUGGGACCUCCUGGGCAGCAAGCACCACCUCCAUAUCCCGGCCCACAUCCAGCUGGCCCCCCUGUCAUACAGCAGCCAACAACACCCAUGUUUGUGGCUCCCCCACCAAAGACCCAACGACUGCUCCACUCAGAGGCCUACCUGAAAUACAUUGAAGGACUCAGUGCUGAGUCCAACAGCAUUAGCAAGUGGGACCAGACCCUGGCAGCUCGAAGACGUGAUGUCCAUUUGUCAAAAGAGCAGGAGAGUCGCCUGCCCUCUCACUGGCUGAAAAGUAAAGGGGCCCACACCACCAUGGCGGAUGCCCUCUGGCGCCUUCGGGAUUUAAUGCUCCGAGACACCCUCAACAUUCGCCAAGCAUACAACCUAGAAAACGUUUAAUCACAUCAUUACGUUUCUUUUAUAGAAGCAUACAGAGUUGUGGAACAGUAGCCAUUUUAGUUACUGGGGGUGGGGGAAGGAACAAAGGAGGAUAAUUUUUAUUGCAUUUUACUGUACAUCACAAGGCCAUUUUUAUAUACGGACACUUUUAAUAAGCUAUUUCAAUUUGGUUUUUGUUAUAUUAAGUUGACUUUAUCAAAUACACAAAGAUUUUUUUGCAUA
Messenger RNA from Oryctolagus cuniculus (rabbit), 714 nucleotides. The record is from RefSeq and is a predicted model, not a curated record. NCBI's taxonomy places the organism in Eukaryota, Metazoa, Chordata, Mammalia, Lagomorpha, Leporidae.